AUGAGGCGCCGGCCGAGGACCGCGCCCGGGCUCGCCCUGCUCUGCCUCGCCGUCCUCCUGGCCGCCGCCGCCGGGCUGCCCUCCAGCACCGCGCCUCCCCCCGAACCCGGCAGCGGCAGCGGCGGUCCCGCUGAGGGCGGCCAAGGCACCGCGCCCACGGCGGCAGUGGAAGAGGAGGAGGAGGAGGAAGAGGAGGCGGCCGCGGGCAGCGGCCCUGCAGGAGACCUGUGCAACUGCAGCGCCGUGGGGAGUGACAGCACAGCCGAAUGCAACAUCACGACCGGGCAGUGUCCCUGCCUGCGGGGCUACUCCGGGCUGCGCUGCCAGAGCUGUGCCCGAGGCUUCUACCCGGAGCGGAGCAGCCAGAGGUGCCGGCCCUGCGACUGCAGCCCCGACGGCUCCAUCACCCCCCAGUGUGACGACUCUGGGCAAUGCCAGUGUAAAGUUGGUGUCACGGACCUGAAGUGUGACCGGUGCAGUGAUGGAUACUACAGGUUUAAUGAAACCACCUGUGAGCCAUGCCAAUGCAACAACCACGCCAAAACCUGCCACAGCUUCACAGGCACCUGCCUGCACUGCCAGGAGAACACUGAGGGGACUCACUGUGAGCUCUGCAAGAAGGGCUUCUACAGGAGCACCCACCCUGCCCACGCCUGCCAUCGCUGCCCCUGCUCCACCGUGGCAUCCACUGGCACCUGCCAUAUACUGCCAGGUGAAACUGCUCCGAGGUGUGACCAAUGCAAAACUGGUUACACUGGCCCAAACUGCAACCAGUGUGACAAUGGCUACUACAACUCUGACAGCAUCUGUGUGAGGUGUGAAUGCAACGGGAACGUGGACCCAGCUCAGUCCCCCAGCGUGUGCAAACCGGAGAGCGGGGAGUGCGUCGGGUGCCUGUACCACACUGCUGGGUUCCACUGUGAGCAGUGUGAGGAGGGUUACACCCGGGACCCCGAGGGCACCAACUGCACCAAGAAAGAAGCCACUGUCAGCCCAGAAACAAAGGAGUUCACAACUUCUGCUGGAAAUGUCAGCGAGGCGACAUCGUUCUCAACAGCAGUGCUGAACAGUACGUUGCCACCAACAACUAUACAGACCAUAUUUCCUAUAAGUUCCUCUGACAACAGUACCUCUGCUUUUGCAGAUGUUUCGUGGACUCAGUUCAACAUAAUUAUUUUGACAGUUAUCAUCAUUGUUGUGGUCCUAUUAAUGGGCUUUGUGGGCGCUGUCUACAUGUACCGCGAGUAUCAAAACCGAAAACUUAACGCUCCUUUUUGGACCAUUGAGCUCAAAGAGGACAACAUCAGUUUCAGCAGCUACCACGACAGCAUACCCAAUGCUGAUGUUUCAGGGCUGCUGGAAGAUGAUGGGAAUGAAGUGGCACCGAAUGGACAGCUCACACUGACAACUCCCAUGCAUAAUUUUAAAGCGUAGAAGCAGCAGCGGUCUGGCUACUUCCAAGUUUGCUUGAAAAAGGUACAGGGCUUCUUGAAGGGGUAUCAGGAUCUGUGCCAAGGCUCCAUGCAGAGGAAUUUGCUCUUCAGAUGCUCUUAUGCUGGGCAUGCUGUAGCUUGCAGGUGAAUGGAAAAAAAAAAGUGUAGUACAUCUGAAUUUCAGGUAAUAUGGUGGAAUGCAUUCAAUGUGCUGUUCUCUGUAAAGAUCCAUAUGAUUCACUGUUGUUAAAGACUUAAUUAUGCUAUUGUAGAAUAUUAUUUUUUAUGAAGAGGAGAUGGGGUGGAGAAAGCAGGACCCCAUGAAUUAUCAGAAGCUACUUGAUUUCCAGCCAGCCUAACACUAUGUCUGCACCCUUUAGUUUGAAAAGUAGCUCAUGAAUUAACAGUGGAUUUUCAGGAAACAGAGCUUUGUCGAGGCUUCAUAGUAAUUCCUCAUGUAAAUCUGUUUGAAAAGGAGGAUAAAAAAAGGGAAAUUGUUCACUGUACUACAGAGAGGCAAAUAGAGAAGUGAGUUGCACAGUGGAAAAGAGUCACCUUUAUCAGUUGCCAGUAAUAAGGCAAACAGGAAAAAAAGCAACCAACAAACAUGGGAUGUAGGGAGGAGGUGAAGCUUUUCCCUUUCUGACUAUUUAUACAGGGUGAUGAUGCUAUUAAAAUAUAGCAAUCCAUUUUUUUUUUCUAGAAGGAGUUAAUGAAUUUGUAUAGUUUCUGUGCAAGGUAAGACAAGACAACUCAGGGUUGCAGUGUAAAAAUAAAAGCUAGGCUUAAUACCCUACCCUGAUAGAAAUGGUGUGUUCUGUAUAUAAAAUGUAAUAUAUCUUCUUGGAAUUGUAUUUGUAAUUAUUUGUAAAAAGGACAACAAACCAACCAAAAAAAACCCCAACAACAAAACCAUGAACCCCUCCCUAACCUCUCCUGCUCCCUAAGUCAUAUUUUAUCAUUUAGAUUUUAAUUGUACAGCAGUUAGUGGUAUUGUUUAAAAAGAAAAAAAAAUGAGGAUUGUUUAAAAUACUGUAAAUUAGAUGGCAAUAUUGUUGGAGCUGGGACUCUGGCAAACACCCACUGCUUGAAGCUUUUCUUCUACUGUCAUCGAAUAACUUUCUUUUUUAGAGAAAAUGUGAGUGCUCCCUACUUGCAUCUAUCAAAUUUUCUCAUUCCUUUAAGUAUAGAGUGAGUACCAGUGUUGCCAUGUAUAGGGCCUAGUAAAUGUCCAAAAAUCAGAUGUCACAUUCUGUUACUUGCUUUUAAAUCUUUAUUCAAAAUGCAAAUACACUGUCAUGAAUGCAUUCAGAGCAUCAUCUCGAUGGCUGAGCUAUUCCAAAGUGUGUGAGUGGAUCUCAUUGACCUCUCUCCCAUGCUGAUACAGUGACAGGAGGGCUUGGCAGAGGGCUGAGAGCAGCCUCCUGCCCUUCUGAAGGGCAAAAAAAGGAGAAAUCCCCUGGAUUUGGGUGAAAACAGCUUUCAGCUGAAGAGCUCCCAAGAGCCGAUCUGUGCUUCUAGGCUUUAAAAGCUAAAAGUGCAUGGUUGCUUUCAGGAAAUUCAUGUAGCACAAAGUGGUGGUGUGGAAUUAGCUGUCACAAAAACCCUAAAGGGGACUUCAGGCUUUCUGGAUUCCCCUGAUUUCUGUGGGAGGCUGUUGGAUGGUUAGCAGAGGCAGAACAAGUAAGGGGCAGCAGAGCACAGGGAGCUCUUUGCUGGCAUGGUGUCUGGAAGCAGGUGCUGGGGAGCUGCCCAGGUCCAACCCAUGAAAAUCAAUACCACUGCAUUUAAGUCAGGUGUGAAACAAAUAUUUCACCUAACUGAUGGCCAACCUCAGAGCUAAAGCUGCAUUGCUGUGUGUGUUGGUGCUUUGCAAGCGAUUAAUGCUGAGGACAAAUGAAGUACCUGCUAAAGGUCAGCAGGAGCUGACUGCUGCAUCCUCAGAGCCAGGCAAAAAUAAUAAUUUCUCAAGAUGAGAAAUGGUAGGAAGAAUAUGGAGAGAAUUUAUUUGCUUUCUGGUGCUGCAUGGAGGCUUUUCUCAUAAU
This is a messenger RNA of Calypte anna (Anna's hummingbird), 3478 nucleotides long. RefSeq names its product multiple EGF like domains 9 (gene MEGF9). Bases 1 to 1434 code for a protein of 477 amino acids. Gene Ontology annotation, biological process: axon guidance. Gene Ontology annotation, molecular function: extracellular matrix structural constituent. The record is from RefSeq and is a predicted model, not a curated record. Lineage: Eukaryota; Metazoa; Chordata; Aves; Apodiformes; Trochilidae. Gene Ontology annotation, cellular component: basement membrane. The transcript is spliced from 7 exons.